AUCUCGAUGAACCCUCCGUCCCCCACCUCCGCAGCAUUUCCGGGUCAAAUGUGAAGUUACCAGGCAAGGCGGCGUUGUUUAUUGAAAUCAACUAUUCCAGAGAAAAUGGACGGUAAUCCCGGUUUCGACAUAUCUGUACCAAAUCCCAAGGCGACGUACGUACUUAGUAACGUCGUGGAGGUCGUCGAACGAAUUCUUACCUUCGUACCGACAAAGUCUCUUCUCCGAAUCGCAAGUGUGUGCAGGCUCUGGAGCAACUGUGCCCGCAGAGUGCUGAGAACGCAGCAGCAGCUGACAUGGGUGUCGGCCUGUGGGCCGUCCACCACGGAAGUGCAUGCUCUCUGCAGCACCUUGGCUGACGAGGUGGAGAAAGUGUUUCUCCUCCCCAAAACGGUCUUGGUGAUGAUGGACUGCGAGACCUUCAAGCUUCCAGGUUACUGUCACAGACAGAAGAAAACAAAGAGGAGCCGUCACAGUCCAGUUGAAGAACUCACUGAGGUCUUCCCAAAGAAUUGUGACAUCAUGGGCAUUGCAACACCGGGCAUUGUCUUAACACCCAGUGGCUCUCGCUCCAGGCCCCCAGAGGAGCAUCAGGAGGGAGAGGCCGGCUUCGCUAUCAUGUUCCCAAGCAUUGAGGGCGUCCACAUCAGGCCUUUUCACUUUUGCCAGAAGUCCUUCUCCCCAAGCGCUCUGAAAGAAGCGGGACUAAUCGACAACCCAGAGUUGCGAGUGGUGCUCCUGUUUGUGUACGAGGCAUAUAAAGCUGGAGGGGCGCGCUUCCUCGGGCAAAUUUUGGACACCCUGGCCAAGAGCAAAGCUGUGAUCGCUGGCGGAUUGGUCGAAAAUGUAUUUCCCUCCAACCUCUGCUGUAGCAGGGGUGCGUACGGCGUGGUGGGCCUGGCCGUGAGUGGGCCCAAAGUGCAGGGUGCCUCGGUGCUCUUGGACCAGGACGUCAGCAGCCCCAAGUCGGCCGAAGCCACCAUUCGCAGGUUGAAAGCAGCCAAAAUCCCAGAGAGGAACACCCUGGGCUUUAUGUUCGCGUGCGUGGGCCGAGGCCAGAAUUACUACAACAACCAGAGGAACGUGGAGGCCGACGCCUUCCAAAAGGUCUUCCCCGGCUUGCCUCUCUUUGGCCUUUUCGGCAACGGCGAGAUCGGUUGCGACCGCAUCGUCAAAGACGACUACACGCUGUGUGACGCAGACACGGACUGUCUGCAGCACGAGUACACCACUGUCAUGACGCUGGUCCAUCUGGGUUGACGGAUCAACAACCAAGAUUUGACCUUGCUGGAAGACAUCUGAGUUAGCUCUUCAGCUGCCAUUUUAAUGGCAACCGCUGGGACUCCUUAGUGUCUCUAUUAACAGUUACAAUCGGAUCGUAUGGAAAAUCUCUUCACAAGCGUCCCGCUGAGAUGUAGCAAGCAGUCUUGUAAAAUGUGUAAAUAUUUUUGCCCAAACAUUUGAGGCAGAUUUUUGGUCACCUUACAGGGUUUUCGCUUAAACAAACGAAACGAGUUAUUGUUCAAGAGGUUCUGAUCUAGCUAAGGCACUUUUUCUUCCUGUAUGAGGGAUGUCACCUUCUUUUCGCUAAGCCAAUGCAGUUUUGUUACAUUAUGUGAAGAAAUGUACUGGGUUGCCUGACCAUUACGCCUACAGGAAUUUCUUUGUAGUUAACAUCCUGACUGGCUUUUAUGUAGUCGGAGUCCCGUUCUAGAACUGCCAAGAAAAGAAAUACUGACAUAUUUCUGUCUUUCUCCACCCCCAACUUACUACCUACCAUUCAUACUGAAUGCCAACCAAAUCAAAAUAGCAAUUUUUUCCCCCAUUCUCUGAGGAAGUUACAGAUAGACGUCGCCCGUGUACUCCCCAGUGGUGAUACCCUGUUUUGUGAAAAUGUCACUUAGUGACACGCAGCUUUUAAAUAUCAAUCCAGAUGCUUGAGCUGAGUUCUGUAUAAAUGCCUGAUCGACCAUCGUUAUGGCUCUGAUGUGGUAAAAUGAGCCUACUGGUGUUGUACCAAGCUCACAAUCUCCAUUUUUUUAUCUGAGCCUUCGGUUUCUUUUUCCAAGUCAUCCAAGCAUGCCUUUCAAGGACUGGAAUUAAAAAAAAUCCCCCCCCCCCCCAUUGCUACCACAAAGUUGGGUGCAGAGUUAUAUUGACAAAUACUGGAAAUAAUACUUUUUACCAUUCAGUGUCCUUCUGAGGCAACAUCCCCUUUUCCAAUUUUGGGGUUUGAUUGACACCUUUAUCUGGCAGUGUUAAGGCUUGUGACCCCCCCCCCCCCACACACACACACACACACAAAUAUUUGUGGAAACAGAAAAAAAAAACGAUGCUCACGUUCCUUAUGUCAUAACGGUGCAAUAUCCAUAUUGUCGCGUUGUUGCGUCAGUAUUGGUUAGCUGCUGCUGUCUUUGAAGAGUUCAAAUGUUUUUAUUUUGCUUAUGAUUACUGUAAUACCCCCAGAUACUUCAAUUAGGGAGCUGUUGAGCUCUAAUGCAAAGGUUGUAAAAAAUGUCUAGUGGUAGGCAACGAACAGCCCAAGGCAAAUACUUCCACUGUGCAAUUCUCACGCAAAUAAAACAGGAACUGUUAAAAUCCAAAAUACCUUUAAACCCACACAUAAUCAUCAUACAUAAAAUAUAUAAAGCUAUUGUAUUACUGUACAUCUAAACGGAUGACCACUGCUUUCUCGGUUGAAAAUGUUCUGUAUUAGCUUUUGUUAUUAGUUAUUUUCAUCUGGGUGCACUUUUUCUACACGAUGUGCCAAAAUCAUCUGCUUAAAUCUGCCCUCAAAUAAACGACGAGCUAAGACAAAAAUGAA
Syngnathoides biaculeatus (alligator pipefish) is the source of this 2824-nucleotide messenger RNA. RefSeq names its product F-box protein 22 (gene fbxo22). Bases 106 to 1260 code for a protein of 384 amino acids. The transcript has 7 exons. Gene Ontology annotation, molecular function: protein binding. Gene Ontology annotation, biological process: protein polyubiquitination; regulation of skeletal muscle fiber development; positive regulation of proteasomal ubiquitin-dependent protein catabolic process. The record is from RefSeq and is a predicted model, not a curated record. NCBI's taxonomy places the organism in Eukaryota, Metazoa, Chordata, Actinopteri, Syngnathiformes, Syngnathidae.